GCUUUUUUGGUGGGAAAACAAAGGGGUACAAGGAUUUAAGGGCCUGAAGAUGGGAGGUAUUUGACAUUGAACUGUCUGGAAUCUCGGAGGCAAAUAGCACUAACUGAGGAAUACAAAACGGGUCAGCAGAAGGAGGUUCAGCUUUGACGCUUAGUCAUUUUUUUUCUGUGAGGGGCUAACUUCUGGGAUUGCUCUAGUUUUAAAGGUUUCAUAUUUGGGUCAUGUCUCCAAACAGAACCACUGGCUCCCUCUGACUAAAAGCUGAGAUGAGCCUUGAGAGGAAUGUAGGUUGUCACCAGAGCUAUUUUGGCAAUGUACAGCCACUAAUGAUUGUGAUCACAGAGCGGGCUGCGGAGCAGUUGCUUUGCUCUCUCUUUUUUCUACCAGCAAGUUUGAUCAUGCAGCUCACACCGGCGCUGCAGGGAUUAGAGAGUUAAACAAAUGGCAUGUCGGCUCCGCUUGCAUUUUGCGUCAAGGAGAAGCAACACGGACCCCCUUUCAGAAACUCUCAGUAGCCGCGGUGAGGACAGUGGAGUCUGUGUGUCAGCUCAGAGCCACGCAGAGAGUCAGACGCACAGUUCUGUCCAUUUGAAGGUGACUCCUCUGUCACCAGGAUUUGCCAACAGUCAGUACUCUUCACUAUUCAUACCCAGGGUUAACACUGGAGGGUGUAAUAAGAAGAGAAUUCUGCAAAUCUCGCUGCAGCCCUGUGGCCAGCUGAGUGGAGAGCCGGAUGGCAAUAUAGAGGAUGGAGACCCAGGGGUUAGUGAAGUUGGAGCAGGUACUGGCUCUGACGGGGGCUCAUGCAACAGCAGCAUGGCCAGCGACGCUGGGUACUGUAGCAGCAACAGCAUAUUUGAGCCAGAGGCUCCAGAAAAGCACAGGACCAACCAGGAGAGGAGUCUAUUCUGCAAGUCCAAAGUUCCGCUGCGACGGUGUUCCUCCUUGGUUAUAUUUCCAAAGAGCCCCUGCAGCACUCCACCUGCUUCCCCUGUAAGUGCAGUGGCUCUGCCUCCUCUCCCAGUAACAAGGGGGUCUAAUCAGUCAUGUCUUCCGACGACUGCCAGUGAAUUCUCACAAGACGAUGAGGGAGUGACUUGCAAAGGGUCCACCAGCACUGCCGUGAGUGGCCAUCGUCAGCCAAAAGGAAGCCAUUCAGUCGAGUUUAGGGACACGAAACACAUGGUGCACUUUAAUAUUCCUUUACAGGAUGAACCCAAAUGCAAUGUGGAGGACAGAAGUACAGUGACUGAACUGCCAUCAGCUCCAGACAGGUCUAAUCGACACUCAAGCAGUGUGCUGCUGCAUUUUGCCCACCUGAGACCAACAUCAUCAGCAAAGGGAGCGAGGCCCAUGGCUGCGGUCAAUGUGGAUUAUCCUGAGGCUCAAUACCCAGCAAAGCACCAUGACUGUGAACUCGAUGCUCGGAAAAAACUCUAUCGCAGUAUAUCUGCGUGUUUGUUUUCCUCGGCUAAACCAUCAGAGAAAAACAAUAAUCUCUGCGUAUCAGGAAAAAGCCAAGAUGGGCCUGUGGAAAACCAUUUCCAUCAUGCCUUUCAAAGGAGCUUUUCCCUUGAGGUGCCUUACCCCAAUACUGGAAUUUCAUGUCAUGUUUCAAAUCCAAAGCUCAGCAGCCCUUGUUCUCCUCACGUACACAUCCAUUUGUCCCCUUGCUGCCCUGCAAAGUUGCCCAGCUCUGUCACUGAUGUUAACACAUGCCACAAAGAGAAAAAUGCUCCAAAAAGCCAUGGUCAAAACAUGAAGACGCGUGAUGACUUUCUCGGACAAGUGGAUAUUCCCUUAAAUCAGAUACCGACAGAAAAUCCUAACACAGAAAGGCCAUACACAUUCAAGGAUUUUCUGCUCCACCCACGAAGCCACAAGUCCAGAGUCAAAGGCCAUCUGCGUCUCAAAAUGACAUACCUGCCAAAAAACUCAGAGGAAGAAACAACAGAUCAGCCUGAGAACAUGGAUCCUGAUUGGGAACUCCUGGAGACUCAGGACAUGUCCGGUCCCAGACAAAGCCAGGUGCUGCCUCCUCUCCCCUCCGGCUGGGAGGAGCGGCAGGACAACCUGGGAAGGAUCUACUAUGUAAAUCAUGAAACUAGAACUACGCAGUGGCACCGACCCACAAUACAGGACAGUGAUGUUGAAAUUCAAGGAAGGCAGAGCAAUAGUACAAGUCCGGAGCACGCCUUCAUUACGCGCAGACAGAUCUCAGACCACGACGAGAGCACCACGCAAGAGUCACCUGAGAGCUGGGAGAUCAUCACAGAAGAUGACGCCACCUUGCAUCAAAGUAAUAACCAGUUCACAUCGCCUUCAUCCCAGGAGUCUGCAGAGUUCCAUGCACUGUGCUGCGACCUAAGAAACGUUCAUGUUUCACAGUCCUCACUUAGAGAGCAGCGCUCCUCUUCGAUGAAUCACGCAAGUAAUUCAAGACAUUCCAGUCUCCGGGAACGUGCCCACUCUUCACCUGGAGAGGAGCAUCCAGUAAAUCCUGUGAUGCUUCCAGUCUCCGUUGGGUUGCCUCCAGGCUGGGAGGAAAAGAGGGACAAUAAAGGAAGACGCUACUUUGUCAAUCACCUCUCCCGAACCACUACAUGGACCCGACCCAUCAUUCAGAGAGCUUCAGAAGCAGCUGCCGAAGCCGCUGCACAGAGUUCUGCAGCUGCAUCUCAAAACUCCACACCUCCUCCACAACCACCUGAGUCGCCUAAUGAAUCUGUUCAGCACACUCCAAGUCCAGACACCACCAUUGAAUCGGGUUCCCUGCCCACUGGUUGGGAGGUUCGCAGCGCUCCCAAUGGAAGGCCCUUUUUCAUCAAUCAUAACACAAAGACGACUACCUGGGAAGAUCCCAGGCUAAAGAUUCCCGUCCAAAUGAGGAGGAGACACUCGCUCGACCCAUCUGACCUCGGCGCCCUGCCGCCUGGUUGGGAGGAAAGGAUCCACAGUGAUGGGAGGAUAUUCUACAUAGAUCACAACACCAAGACCACACAGUGGGAUGAUCCCAGAUUACAGCACUCGGCUAUAACUGGACCAGCAGUGCCUUACUCUCGAGAUUACAAACAGAAGUAUGACUACUUCAGAAAGAAGUUGAAGAAACCAGCCGACAUCCCAAACCGCUUUGAGAUCAAGCUGAGGCGAAAUGCGGUGCUGGAGGACUCGUACCGACGCAUCCUCGCAGUGAAGAGGGCAGACUUGCUGAAGGCCCAACUGUGGGUUGACUUUGAGGGAGAAAAAGGCCUGGACUAUGGCGGCCUGGCCAGGGAGUGGUUCUUCCUCAUGUCCAAGGAGAUGUUCAACCCAUAUUACGGACUCUUUGAGUAUUCUGCUACGGACAACUACACACUUCAGAUUAACCCCAACUCAGGUUUAUGUAACGAGGACCACCUGUCCUACUUCAAGUUCAUCGGUCGUGUGGCAGGCAUGGCCGUGUUUCAUGGCAAACUCCUCGAUGCUUUCUUCAUUCGACCUUUCUACAAGAUGAUGCUACAGAAACCAAUCACCCUGCAGGACAUGGAGUCUGUUGACAGUGAGUAUUUCAACUCCCUGAAGUGGAUUUUGGAGAACGACCCAUCAGACUUGGAUAUGAGGUUCGCCAUUGAUGAAGAGCUGUUUGGACAGACUCACCAGCAUGAGCUGAAGGACGACGGUGCAGAAAUCGUCGUCACCAAUGAAAACAAGAAGGAAUACAUUCACCUGGUGAUGCAGUGGAGGUUUGUGCACAGAGUACAGAAGCAGAUGGCAGCUUUCAAAGAGGGAUUUUUUGAGCUGAUACCACAAGAUAUGAUCAAGAUCUUUGAUGAUAAUGAACUUGAGCUGCUCAUGUGUGGUCUUGGAGAUGUUGACGUGAAAGACUGGAGGAAGAACACCAAGUACAAGAGCGGCUACUCUGCCGACCACAUAGUCAUCUACUGGUUUUGGAAAGUUGUGCUGUUAAUGGAUGCAGAAAAACGAAUCCGGCUCUUACAGUUUGUGACGGGAACAUCCAGGGUUCCGAUGAAUGGUUUUGCUGAACUCUACGGGUCUAACGGACCGCAGCUGUUCACCAUCGAGCAGUGGGGCACACCUGAGAAACUCCCACGAGCCCACACAUGCUUCAACCGGCUGGAUCUUCCUCCUUAUGAGUCCUUUGAGGAGCUGAAGGAGAAACUUACCAUCGCUAUUGAAAAUGCUCAAGGCUUCGAUGGAGUGGAUUAGUGAGUGCACAGGGAGGCGGUAACACUGCAGUCAGAGUAAAGCCAGGCAUUGAGAUGUGAGACAACUCAGGUCUUAUUAACCUGCCAGCUGUGUGACAGAUGAAGGAAAGUCACACAGCCUUCACUUUGGUCCUCUGCUGGGACACAAAAGAAGAAAGGACACCAAAUGUGGAGUGAUAGAGAGAGGUAUUUUCAUAUCACUUCAAAUGUUCUACAGUUUACAGAUCAGGGUUUUAUUUUUAUUUGAUUCUUAAUUGAAAGUCGCUCAAAGGUGUAUUUACUCUUUUUGCUCUGCGAAAAUGCUCAAGUAUUAUUUAAAAAAAAAAAAAGGAUUAUGUGAACUGAUGUUAUCAAAAACAAUUACUGUGAAUGAAUGCUGUAUAACAGAAACAUCUAAUCUUGAAGAACAUUGGUUAAAUUUAGUUUGAAUCACAAAUCGCUUUAUGCUCGGCCCUUUUCAUCAGAUACUUGUAAAACUCUUUGACUUUUCACUACGUACUGUUUGGCCACUUAAAUGAAAUAAUCAAGCACUAUUUGAAAGAAUAUUUAAUAAAGACUUUCAUCUUGACUGUAGAGUCCUUCUAAGUUGAUCCGAUUGGAGGAAUGUUUGUGUACUCAACAAAUUUAAAGCCACACCAUUCCCAUUAUUUGGGAUGAUUUUCUAAAUCUUCUAUUUAUUUUUUCUCAUUUUUUAUCACUGCAUUUGUCAAGAUUCCUUCCUCAAUGAUUUCUUAUCAAAUGGAGGUUGUCACCGAAGAGGUGCUGCAUUAAUUAUUAGUUCGUUUCACAGUUGAGUCCAGAAGAACCAGACUAACUGUUUCUUUCGAAGAGGAAAAUAAGAAAAUGUUGGGGGGCCGGGGUGACAUCUUCACCAUCUCAACACCUUCAUUUCUAAAGUUAAAAAAAAUAGGAAAUUAUUCUGUUUGCCCUUUUGCAGUUAAAUUUUUUAUUUGUUUAUUUAUUGAUUAAUUAACAGUAUUUAAUGUAAUCAAACAAAUAUGUAGGAGGACAAAGUAUUUGUCAUUUCAGAGUCAUUAUAUAUUCUGGGAACUUAGGUAUGCUGUAACUUUAUUUUGAAAAUCAUCCCAAAUAGUUAGACUGAUUUAUUUUUUAUUUUACAGUGUAUUUUUUUUUUCCUGUAUUUUGCAUUUUUCAUUCCAGUAUUUUAGAAAGACUGAUGCAGUAGAGAUUAAAUAAAUGGACCUCAAAAGCAAAAAAUGUGCAGGUCACAUACAAAUUUGAGCGACUUCAGUUAAACCAAGUGUAUCAAUGCAUAAAUAGAUUUUUAUGGUAGUGAUGUACCAAUACCAGGACCAGUAAUGGGCUACAUUAAUCAGACUGUAUCUUUAGUGUAUCUGUGUAGUCCACAGAUGAUAAGUCAGUGACUGCAUGCUGUAUUCAAAUACAAAUACAUUUAGCAUCCUCCUUUGUUUUUCCUUUGUGCUCAAGUAAAGCUCUGUUUGCAUGUAAGGAGAGUGAAUACAUGAAUACUGACCUGUAUCUCCUGUGUAAUGGCUUUGUGUAAAACUUAUUAAACAAGCAGACCUUACAAUUUUUUUUUUCAUACAUGCAGUAUGUUAAAUUGUAUUAUUGCCUUAUGUCAAUUAUCAUGAAUUGCUUUUCCUUCUACUCAUCAAGGGUGUCUAAUGGCAGUACAGUGCUCUAUUUUUAAGAGUGCAAUCUUUUGUUUUCAAAAUUUGUACAGAUUUUUUUUUCUUCAAAAAUUAGAAAACACUUGUGAUGCCUUUUGUAAGAAAAUACUUAAGCAGUAGUUUUAACUACUUUUCUCUGAGCGUUUUUUUCUGAAACGUGUUUACUAUACAGCUGUCUUGUUUACAGGUCUGUGAAAAAUUAAGAUAACAUGCUGGUUCUUGUCUCUGACAACACACUUUCCUACUUACGCUUUUAUAAAGUGAAGCACUUUGUAAAUGUUCAUGAGUCUUACUUUUAAACCGUCUGAACCUGCCAGUCUUUCACCUUUGGACUGCUUUAAAUCACUCCUUUGAAAAUACCAUCAAGUGCUCAUGUGUUUAAAUGUUUACAUGUGAACCUAGCUGAAAAUAAGCACAUUCUCUUCUUUCACCUCUGUUUAGAAAAAGAUAUACCAUAUACCAAGGCCUCUAUUUGUAAUGUGUUGUAUAAUUCAAAUAUGCUAUUGAAGUUCUGAUCUCUGAAUGGAAGUUAUCCUGUGUAUGUGGUGUUGUCUAUUAAAGACAACUUUGUUUGCAAUGUAUCAAAUUUUAUUAUAUCACCUAUAAGUGCAUUACAGUAACAAUGUACAUGGAACAUGUGCACAACACUGUAGAGGGCGAAAUGAGCCGUUAAAUUCUAAUUUGAUGACUUACAGUACACCAGACUGAUAAUAAAUAUAUUUGGAAAAUAAAUAAAUAAAAAAACAA
Messenger RNA from Cololabis saira (Pacific saury), 6604 nucleotides. RefSeq names its product NEDD4 E3 ubiquitin protein ligase a (gene nedd4a). The coding region runs from base 442 to 4206 and encodes 1254 amino acids. Gene Ontology annotation, molecular function: ubiquitin protein ligase activity; sodium channel inhibitor activity; protein binding. The transcript is spliced from 25 exons. Gene Ontology annotation, biological process: receptor internalization; receptor catabolic process; ubiquitin-dependent protein catabolic process. Lineage: Eukaryota; Metazoa; Chordata; Actinopteri; Beloniformes; Belonidae. The record is from RefSeq and is a predicted model, not a curated record.